ACGUGGCUCCUCCUCGCGGCCGGAGGCGGGCGGUGCCGCGGCGCCAGGACCCUACUCAUCCGACUCUUGCGUGAGGUGGUGAGCGCAGCGCUGAGGAUGGAGAGGUGCGGCCGCGACUCCAGGCCGCCGCCGACGCUGCUGCUGCUGCUGCUGCUGCCGCUCGCGGUGCCAGGCGCUGUCGCGGCUCCGCGCUCGGCGCUGUACUCGCCCUCCGACCCGCUGACGCUGCUGCAGGCGGACACGGUGCGCGGCGCGGUGCUGGGCUCCCGCAGCGCCUGGGCCGUGGAGUUCUUCGCCUCCUGGUGCGGCCACUGCAUCGCCUUCGCCCCGACGUGGAAGGCGCUGGCCGAAGACGUCAAAGCCUGGAGGCCGGCCCUGAAUCUCGCUGCCCUGGACUGUGCGGAGGAGACCAAUAGUGCAGUCUGCAGAGACUUCAACAUCCCUGGCUUCCCAACUGUGAGGUUCUUCAAGGCCUUCUCCAAGAACAGCUCAGGAGCAGUAUUUCCAGUGGCCGGUGCUGACGUGCGGACGCUGCGGGAGAGGCUCAUUGACGCCCUGGAGUCCCAUCAUGACACAUGGCCGCCAGCCUGUCCCCCACUGCAGCCUGCCAAGCUGAAGGAGAUUGAUGGAUUCUUUGCGAGAAACAACGAAGAGUACCUGGCCCUGAUCUUUGAAAAGGGAGGCUCCUACCUGGGUAGAGAGGUGGCUCUGGACCUGUCCCAGCACAAAGGCGUGGCGGUGCGCAGGGUGCUGAACACAGAGGCCGAGGUGGUGAGAAAGUUUGGUGUCACCAACUUCCCCUCUUGCUAUCUGCUGUUCCUGAACGGCUCUGUCUCCAGAGUGCCCGUGCUCAUGGAAUCCAGGUCCUUCUAUACCGCUUACCUGCAGAGGCUCUCUGGGCUCACCAGGGAGGCUCCCCAGACCACUGUCGCACCAACCACUGUGAACAAGAUAGCCCCCACCGUUUGGAAAUUCGCAGAUCGCUCCAAGAUCUACAUGGCUGACCUGGAGUCUGCACUGCACUACAUCCUGCGGAUAGAAGUGGGCAGGUUCUCAGUCCUGGAAGGGCAGCGCCUGGUGGCCCUGAAAAAGUUUGUGGCAGUGCUGGCCAAGUACUUCCCGGGCCAGCCCUUAGUCCAGAAUUUCCUGCACUCUGUGAAUGAAUGGCUCAAGAGGCAGAAGAGAAGGAAAAUUCCUUACAGUUUCUUUAAAACUGCCCUGGACGACAGGAAAGAGGGUGCUGUUCUUGCCAAGAAGGUGAACUGGAUUGGCUGCCAGGGGAGUGAGCCACAUUUCCGGGGCUUUCCCUGCUCCCUCUGGGUCCUCUUCCACUUCCUGACAGUGCAGGCAGCUCGGCAACCUGUAGACCACUCACAGGAAGCAGCCAAGGCCCAGGAGGUCCUCCAAGCCAUCCGAGGCUACGUGCGGUUCUUCUUUGGCUGCCGAGACUGCGCCGGCCACUUUGAGCAGAUGGCUGCUGCCUCCAUGGACCAGGUCGGGAGUCCUGACGCCGCUGUCCUCUGGCUCUGGUCUAGCCACAACAAGGUCAACGCUCGCCUCGCAGGUGCCCCCAGCGAGGACCCACAGUUCCCCAAGGUGCAGUGGCCGCCGCGUGAACUGUGCUCUGCCUGCCACAAUGAACGCCUGGAUGUGCCCGUGUGGGACGUGGAAGCCACCCUCACCUUCCUCAAGGCCCACUUCUCCCCAAGCAACAUUGUCCUGGGCCUCCCUGCAGUGGGCUCAGCCCCCCGGUGGGACGUACAGCGUGUGGCAGCCGCCCCAAAGCUGGCGAUGGAAGGCCUGGCGCUGGAAAGCCGAAAUUCAACCCUGGACCCUGAGAAGCCUGAGAUGAUGACUCAACCCCCUGCAAAUACCACCCCAGAUGUGCCAGCUGAGAGACCCGAGGCAAGUCACCCCCCAAAGCUGCACCCUGGCCUUGGAGCUGCACCAGGCCAGGAGCCUCCUGAGCACAUGGCAGAGCUUCAGAGGAAUGAGUGGGAGCAGCCACGUGGGCAGUGGCACUUGAACAAGCGAGACAAGGGGGCUGUGUUACUGGCCGAGUCCUGGGCUGAGAAGAACCGCCCCUGGGGCCCUUUGGAGGUCAGGCACGUGGGCCGCAGCUCCAGGCAGCUGGUCGACAUCCCUGAGGGCCAGCUGGAGGCUCGAGCCAGGCAGGGCCGAGGCCAGUGGCUGCAGGUGCUGGGAGGGGGCUUCUCGCACCUGGACUUCAGCCUCUGUGUGGGGCUCUAUUCCCUGUCCUUCAUGGGCCUGCUGGCCAUGUACACCUACUUCCGGGCCAAGAUAAGGGCUCUGAAGGGCCAUGCUGGCCACCCUGUAGCCUGAACCACCUGGGGAGGCAGCAGGGGAGGGAGCCGGCAUCGGGAGCUCCUCCAGCCCCCGACCCCGUUCCCUCCCCUCCCACCCCUUGCUCCUUGACUGGCUUAGAAGUGUGGGAUAUUCAGGAAAACCAGUUGCUCCAGUGAAGCUUCUUAGGGCUGCUAGGACGGAGAGCUCCUUUGGCACAAAAGACAGGAGCAGGGUCCAGGUUCCCCUGCUGUGCGGAGAGGGCAGUCCCCGACAGCGACAGCGGGCGUGGGCGGUGCAGUCCCUGGUCCCUCAGCUCCACAUUCCUGUUUUUCAGCUUAUCUGAAGUCCUGCUUCUCACUGGAGCCUCAAUCUCUCCUGCUUGGUCUUGGCCCUAAGUUGGGGCAAAUGAAGCUAGAGGAGGGUCCCCUGAGCUGGGUGGGCUGGAAUGGAACCCCUCAUUGCCUGCUGGGGAUCCGCCCACCCCGCUCCCUUCCGGACAAUGAAGAAGCCUUGGCACCCUGGGAGGAAGGACCACCCCGGGCCAGCCUCCAGCUCCUCAGACCUCAUGGGUGGGUUCUGGUUUCAGGGUGGGGUGUAGAAGCUUCUGGAAGUCGUGCUGGUCUCCCAGGUGAGGCAGGCCGUGGUUGCUGGGCGGUAGGGUGUGAGUGGCUUGCUUGGCGGGGCCCGCUCAGGUGGUGGCUUAGGAAGGAGGUGGGUCUCUAGUGCCUUGGCCCUGGCUUCGCUGCAGGAGGUGGCUGCUUUCGCUUCUCCCCAUUGAGCUCUGCCCCCUCUGAGUCUGGUCUCUUGUCCUUUCUUGUUUUGGUCUCCGAGAUAAAUGCUCAUCUUUGGAGGGUACUGGGUAGAAGUUGGGGAGCAGAGUGUCUUCUCUCUCCAGGUUUCGCCUUCCAGCGUGCAGAGGUUAGGUCUGGGGGAGGCAGUGCCGCACAUGUGCUUGAUUGCACACUACUCCCUGCUUGGGAGGCGUGUGGAAUAAACUAUUUUUGUUAAGGCA
Messenger RNA from Cebus imitator (Panamanian white-faced capuchin), 3319 nucleotides. RefSeq names its product quiescin sulfhydryl oxidase 1 (gene QSOX1). The transcript has 12 exons. NCBI's taxonomy places the organism in Eukaryota, Metazoa, Chordata, Mammalia, Primates, Cebidae. Gene Ontology annotation, molecular function: protein disulfide isomerase activity; flavin-dependent sulfhydryl oxidase activity. Gene Ontology annotation, cellular component: Golgi membrane. Gene Ontology annotation, biological process: protein folding. The record is from RefSeq and is a predicted model, not a curated record. Bases 97 to 2343 code for a protein of 748 amino acids.